This is a messenger RNA of Phytophthora nicotianae INRA-310, 114 nucleotides long. RefSeq lists its product as hypothetical. The record is from RefSeq and is a predicted model, not a curated record. Bases 1 to 114 code for a protein of 37 amino acids. The transcript has a single exon. Lineage: Eukaryota; Oomycota; Peronosporomycetes; Peronosporales; Peronosporaceae.
AUGAAAACCAAGAUAUCGGCACAGGUUGUGCGCCCCGCGAAGCCUCCAACGCUCAAGCAGGGCGUGGGCUUCGCCAUCGAAAACAGUAGCAAGUACGGUGAGGGCGCGAGGUGA